UCGACUCGAGAGCAAGCGGUAACCAUGCUCUCGAUUGGCGGACCCCGUUCUAACUCGUGGUGCACUUUUCUGCUGCUGGUGCUAGUGGUUAUCUGUGCAAUUUCCCGCGAAGGACACGCUUCGGUUUUCUACUCUAAACACACACUGCCGAUACCGAUCUACCGGUCGUACUUCGACUCAGUUGGAGAGCAUAAAGUGAUGAACAAUCGCUAUGAAACCAAUGUUAUAAUCCAGGAGGAUAUUCUAGUGCGAAAGCGAUGCGAGUGCAUUCCACGGUUCAUGUGUCGUUCGCCGCGGAACAUCAUAAAACUGCAAAACCGAGACUGCCACCAUCGCGAGAAAGUAUGCUGCGAAAUUUAGGAGGAGCUGGUGGUAAGCGCGGUGCUAAUGACUCUUUCAGACAGGGCGGCUAUGAGGCGGCAUCAAUGUUCACACUGCAUUUAAUCCGAAGCAAUAUCAAAUCUCCUUCAAGCUCAAGUGUUUUACGAGACGAUUAUGUCUAAUACGCGCCUGCCUGUUGGCAUAAAUAUCUAUACGCUGCGCUUUAAGUGAAUACCAAAAAGAAAACU
Messenger RNA from Sabethes cyaneus, 569 nucleotides. RefSeq lists its product as uncharacterized. The transcript is spliced from 2 exons. Lineage: Eukaryota; Metazoa; Arthropoda; Insecta; Diptera; Culicidae. The record is from RefSeq and is a predicted model, not a curated record. The coding region runs from base 25 to 360 and encodes 111 amino acids.